This is a messenger RNA of Sycon ciliatum, 2172 nucleotides long. RefSeq names its product tripeptidyl-peptidase 1-like. Gene Ontology annotation, biological process: central nervous system development; proteolysis. Bases 118 to 1764 code for a protein of 548 amino acids. Lineage: Eukaryota; Metazoa; Porifera; Calcarea; Leucosolenida; Sycettidae. The record is from RefSeq and is a predicted model, not a curated record. Gene Ontology annotation, molecular function: serine-type endopeptidase activity; tripeptidyl-peptidase activity. The transcript has a single exon.
CGUGUUGUGCACAUUGCCACUGUAGUGUAGGUGGAACAACUCGAUUUAUAAUUAUAAUAGUAAUUACAUCUUGUCUCUCUUCCUCCACCCACUCGCCUUUCUCUCUCCUGCCUUACUAUGUUCAGCUGGGUCUUGUUGGUGAGCGCGGCUCUCUUUCAAGGGAGCCAGGCUUUCACUGGCCUGCGAAUGAGAGUGGAGGCGGGUCAAAGUAUUGCAGUUCCAGAAGGUUGGACAGCAGAGAAAAAAGUCCAAGAAACCGAAGGGAUCUCUUUGGUUUUCGCAGUGAAGCAGCGUAAUCUUCAGCAACUGGAGGAUCUCUUCUGGAAAGUAUCUACACCCGGCACAAAGCAUUAUCGCCAGUUUCUCUCCCACAAUGAAAUAAAUGAUUUAAUUUCCCCCGAGCAGACGUCGAUUGACACCAUCACUACAUGGCUGUCAGAAGCUGGUUUGGACGUUGAGAACAAGUGCAAUUGGACGAAAGCGAAGGAGUUCCUUAGCUGCGUGAUGCCAUGCUACAUGGCCAAUUCGCUGCUGGACGUGACUUUCAGUGUGUUUCGUCAUGGCGAAACUAAGCAAACAACUGUACGUGCUACUCACCACUACACAUUGCCAGUGUCUGUGAUUGGUCACAUUGAUUUUGUUGGCAAUGUCCAUCGGUUUCCGCCUGUCGCUAAGAGGACUCAGAGAGUGAAGAAAAGCAACGGUCUCGUAGAGCUGCAGACUCCUUCCAGCUUGCGUGAACGCUACAAUGUGGGUAGCGCCAUUGCCGGCAAAUCCAGCAUCAACAUCCAGGCUGUUGCACAAUUCACGGGACAGUACUAUGGAAAGACAGAUCUGUCAGAAUUCUUCAAGCUGUUCGGCUCUAGCUUUGUUCAUCGCGCUGACGUCGACAAGGUCAUUGGACCGAAUAAGUUCCCAUCCGGUGGCGAAGCCAAUCUGGACGUGCAGUACAUUAUGAGUUUGGGUGCCAAUGCAACCACCUGGUUCUGGAGCACAGGUGGUGCGCAUGAGAAGCAGGAACCGUUCUUGCAGUGGAUGCUAGACAUUGCCAAUGCCACUGUCAUACCGCAAGUUAUGAGUGUCAGCUAUGGUGACCAGGAGAACUCACUGUCGGUUGACUACAUGGAUCGUACUAAUCAAGAGUUCAUGAAGCAGGGAGUGCGUGGUAUGUCCUUGCUUUUUGCCAGCGGAGAUGCUGGUGCAAACUGUCGCAACCAUGUGCUCCUGCCAUUUUUCCCAGCGUCUAGUCCAUACGUCACCACUGUUGGUGGGACUGAAGGUCUGCUUGAUAUCGGCACUGAGAGGGCCACACUUCUGAGCAGCGGAGGGUUCUCCAAUGUCUAUAGCCAGCCGCAGUAUCAGACUGCUGCUGUCUCGCAUUACCUGUCUACAAGUAAGUUCUUGCCGGCGGCCUCUUACAACCGCACUGGCCGUGCAUUCCCCGAUGUGGCAGCCAUGGCCAUGGACUUCAUGAUCGUCGAUGAGCUCAUUCCACAGCCAGUUGACGGCACUUCGUGCGCCACGCCAACAUUCGCCGGAAUCAUUGCCCUGAUCAACGAUGCACUUCUUGCCAGUGGUAAAAAGCAGCUUGGGUUUCUAAACCCUUUCCUGUACAGCCACGCCAGCGCCCUUCUUGACAUCACCGAGCAGUGCAGUGGUGGUUGUUUAAACAAGGGCUGGUGUGCUGCUGUAGGUUGGGAUGCCGUCACCGGUCUAGGCACACCAAACUAUGAGAAUCUACUCAAGGCGGCCAUGGCUCAAUAGGCUCUUUAGUCGUCUCUGUCGUCUUACCCCUGUUUUAUUUGUAUUCCUGGCCAGUUAGCUACUAGUAUGCUGACAGGCAUGUGUUCUGGGACCUCUCUUUCCAUUAGCAAUGCUCUCUUCUCUGACUUUACCUCCGUUUUGAUUUGUUUUGAUGUGCUUACCUAAAUUACUAGGUCCUGCAGCUCUCCUUAGCCACUGUUUGAACAUUGUGGUGUGAUGAAGCCAUUUUAGCUUCGGCUGAGUCGGUACCUGCCGGUACUCCACUGUGCUAACCUUUCAAUUCUGUCACACGUGUGUUGUAUUAACAAAUUCUGCUGCUUGAAUUUCAUGCUUCUGCUACUGUCAUCAGUUUCCAUGGAGAACAGUGCAGGACUCUGGAGUGAUACAUUGAACCUGCAUGACCGUUGA